Emys orbicularis (European pond turtle) is the source of this 774-nucleotide messenger RNA. RefSeq names its product enkurin, TRPC channel interacting protein (gene ENKUR). Bases 1 to 774 code for a protein of 257 amino acids. Gene Ontology annotation, molecular function: calmodulin binding. Gene Ontology annotation, cellular component: acrosomal vesicle. The record is from RefSeq and is a predicted model, not a curated record. NCBI's taxonomy places the organism in Eukaryota, Metazoa, Chordata, Testudines, Emydidae. The transcript is spliced from 5 exons.
AUGACAGCGCUGUGCGCCCAAGAGAGCAUAUAUAAUCUCCUACCACGGGUGGAGGAGAAGCCUAUCAAACUACCAAGAUAUAUAUCAACAUUUAGACCAUCUGUGAAACAUGAAAUAGAAGAAAAUAGAGCUCCAUGGAAAACUAUGGGACCAGCAAAAAUUGAAGUACCAUCUCCAAAAAACUUUCUUCAGAAACAUUCAAAGGAACCAAAGCUACCAGACAGAAAAAGAGAUGAAGGAAGAAAGAGGUUACUAACAAUACCAUCAGUGCCACACGUGACAGAUCACCCACUUAUGGGAAUUCAAAGUAAAAAGAAUUUCAUAAAUACAAAUGCAGCAGAUGUUAUCAUGGGAGUGGCUAAGAAGCCUCAACCUAUUUGUGUUGACACAAGACAAGGAAACAAAUAUCUCCUUGAAGCUUCAGGACUUGUCCCAAAAUACAUUAAUAAAAAGGAUUAUGGUCUUACUCCUAAAUACGUAAUUAAGAGAAAUGAGGAAGUAAAGAGAGCCCAAGAAGAGUAUGAUGCCUAUGUCAAGGAGACUCUGAGGCAAAAAGCCAUGAAACGGCUCUCUGAUGAAGAAAGGGAAAGUCUCCUACAGGGUCUGAAAAAGAAUUGGGAAGAGGUACAUCAUGAGUUCCAGGGCCUUUCUGUAGAAAUAGACACCUUACCAAAGAAGAUCCAUAAAGAAAGGCUGGAAGCACAGAUGAAACAACUGGAGCAUGACAUUAAUAUAAUUGAGAAGCACAAAAUUAUCUAUAUUGCAAAUAAGUAA